Anastrepha obliqua is the source of this 1915-nucleotide messenger RNA. RefSeq names its product cyclin-L1. The transcript is spliced from 4 exons. Lineage: Eukaryota; Metazoa; Arthropoda; Insecta; Diptera; Tephritidae. Gene Ontology annotation, biological process: regulation of transcription by RNA polymerase II. Gene Ontology annotation, molecular function: cyclin-dependent protein serine/threonine kinase regulator activity. The record is from RefSeq and is a predicted model, not a curated record. Gene Ontology annotation, cellular component: nucleus. Bases 121 to 1719 code for a protein of 532 amino acids.
UGUCAUUUUCAUUUCCAAUUUUUAGUUGUUUAGUAAAUUUUCUAUCGUGGGAUUUUCUUAAAGUUAAUUACUUUAACAGUUUUCUACUUAAUUUUCAGUUAUUAUUAAAAAGCAAUUCAAAUGGUAGUUGUCGAAGUGUAUCAUCAAACAAAAUCAACAAUCGUCAAGAUGACUAGCACAGCUUCAUCGUCUACCUUGGUUAACACAGUUUCGUCGGUAUCUGGUGGCUCCACUGCGGCUGGAAUCUCUACCACAGGAGGAGUAGAAUCACAGACGGCUACAAAACCAGCAUAUCCACGACUCUUUAACAAAAUUGUGCUAACGUUGGAAAAUAGUCUUAUAUCGGAGGCAAAGCUCAACGCAACACCAUCACAUGUGGACGGUUUGGAUCCGGAGACGGAGAAAGAUUUACGGAUACUUGGAUGCGAACUAAUACAGACCGCAGGCAUAUUGCUUAAAUUGCCACAGGUCGCAAUGGCUACGGGACAAGUAAUAUUUCAGCGUUUUUUUUAUUCGAAAAGUUUCGUGCGUUAUAAUAUGGAAACUGUGGCCAUGAGUUGCGUUUGUUUAGCGUCGAAAAUUGAAGAAGCCCCCCGACGCAUUCGCGAUGUAAUCAACGUUUUCCAUCACAUUAAACAAGUGCGCGCGCAAAAAGACAUAACACCAAUGAUUUUAGAUCAAACGUAUACAAAUCUGAAGACACAAGUUAUAAAAGCGGAGCGCCGUGUACUUAAAGAACUAGGUUUUUGUGUGCAUAUAAAACACCCGCAUAAAUUAAUUGUAAUGUACUUGCAAGUAAUGAAAUAUGAAAAGAACGAAAAACUUAUGCAAAUGUCGUGGAAUUUCAUGAACGACUCUCUGCGCACAGACGUUUUUAUGCGCUAUCAACCUGAGACUAUUGCUUGCGCAUGCAUAUAUUUGAGUGCACGAAAACUGGGAAUCCCUCUACCAAAUAAUCCUCCGUGGUUCGGUAUAUUUCAAGUAAGCGAGGACGCCAUAGUUGAUAUAUGUUACCGUAUUACGGAAUUGUACAUGCGAAAUAAGCCAAAUGUAGAGAAAUUAGACGCUGCUGUGGAGGAAUUAAAGAAACGUUAUAUGGAGUCGCGCAACAAAAACAAGGAGCAAAAUACGCCACCAGCAGUUACCACCGUAGAUCGCAACAAUGGUUCACAUAACGCAUGGGGUGGCUUUAUACAACGUACAAUUCCUUUACCGCUACCUACAGAAAAUAAGUCACCAAAUAAAGACUCGCGUUCACGUUCGCGAUCUCGUUCACGAGGUUCACGCUCACCAAAAUUUGCAUCGCGUUCACGAAGUCGAUCGCGUUCUGCUUCAACUGGGACAGUCGAAUACAAAACACGCAACAAAAAAUCGCACCGUUCUCGCAGUCGAUCGCGUACUCCCCCAGUAACUAAAAAUAAGAAAAAAUCCAGGCACUACUCACGUUCGCCUUCAAGUUCACCACACGCAAAACAUCGCAAAAGGAAAUCAUCAAGGGAGCAUGAUCGUAAUGAUUAUUACUCUAGCAAGGAACGUAUGAGUAGCAGUGAUAAAUACCGUGAACGUGACAAGUAUCAGGAGUACAAAGAGUCAAGCAAACAUCAUCACGGCUAUUCGAGCAAACACCAUCACGGUUAUUCGAAUCGCGGCUCAACCCAUCGCGGUGGCCAUAAGCAUCGUUCAAGUGAUCACGAACGCUCUCGUGAUCGUAAAAGGUAAUUUGAUUUUGAUUUUUUUAACAGAGUCAAAUACCUCGUUGGUCGACCACACACGUUCUAAUUAUAAUUUUAUUGAAUCUACAUUUGUGUGAAUAAUAGUAAUCUUAGUAAAUGUUUUCAUAUGUUGCAUUCAAAAAUAAAAUAUGCUUGGAAUCAAGGCGAAUCUAUUAAUAAAUGCGCAUUGAUUUCGAAUCAGA